Molecule: messenger RNA, 312 nt
Organism: Lactuca virosa
Lineage: Eukaryota; Viridiplantae; Streptophyta; Magnoliopsida; Asterales; Asteraceae
Source: the annotation of a GenBank genome assembly
AUGUAUACGGCCCAACGGAAUGUACACGGUCACCAGCUCACUGUUGAGCAGAUUUCCAAUACUCGGUUAACGUGGCUGUUCGCUAUUAGUUUGUCAGUUUCUCUACUAUUUGCUCUCGUCUUAGAUAAACAUUUUCCCGAGACGAAUUCACUCCCGCUUCACCCCUCUCUCUAUAUAUCUAUCUUCAAUGAACGCUCGAUCAUAGCCUUCAAUGUCGAUGUAAUAGAUUUAAGCAAAUGGUGUAAUUUCGAAUUUGGGUUUUUGAUCAUAACGCGUCUGAUUGAGAUCAUGGAAGCAAGAUCCAAAGAUUAA